AACUUUUUCUUGAGUCACUUUAUAAUAAGGUAUCUACAACUUUUACUCAAGUAUGACAAUUGGGUUUGUGGGCCACGCACCCAUUGGAUAUAAAACACUAGAACCAUUACAAUUAUACAAAUGUGGGUAAUGCUAAUUUUUCAGCAAGGUUUCCAUGAUUCAGUUUAGCACAGUUUGCAAACAACAGCUGGUAGAGUGCACCAAAGCGGUUUAGGGUCUCAUGUACUCCGUCAACAUGCUGGGACUAUUCCGUUUGAGACUCGGGACUCAGACUCAUGGGGCUUCUUGCGGGCCGAGCUCUUCCAGAGUCCAGCAUAAUCAUAUUACUCUAGGCUGAGGCUAAUGGUACUCGGGUUGAGUCCACUUCAGCUUAUCUGGCACAAUUCACUUCUUCAGGAGUAGGGACAUUUUAGAUUUUUAUCCUGCAGGUGAUGAAACACCAAUAAAUAAAUAAAUUUUUAUUUCACCUCCAUCGAAUUUGCUAGGUCAUUAGCAAGCAACAUUUUGUGACAGUCUGUGGCCCAAUCAGAGAUGGUCCCUAAUUUAUAGGAUGCUUUAAAUGGUUUUGAUUUUACCACAGGCUAUGGCAAUGCUUUUUGUAGUUGCAGUCCAACGAAUUGAAAAGUGCACAUUCACCUCCAUAACAUUUGUUCUCGGCUACCAGCAUGUAAGAUAAGCAUGUACAAUAAUACAGGAUAUCCUUACAAAAAUGCACUGCUGUUAAAAUGCAGUGAAACUGCAGUACAAUUAAAUCAUGUUUUUUAAAUGAAGAAUAUCCGGUGGCUUGCUGUGUGUCUUCUAAUCGUAACCGUUUGUUUAUUUUGCUGUGCAUUUUCUUCUGUUCCACUGAAUGCAAUUUCGAUUUUCUUAACUAAAUUUGUUUUCAGAAUUUAACAAAAUACACAGGCCUAUAUAUUUUAUUUAAAUAUCCUAAUACAAUCCACCAAUAUUUACAAACCCCUAUUUUUAAUCCAUUUAUUUCCAUCAAUAAUUAGUAAAAAAAUAUUGUACCUGAAUUUGACCCUGAAAAUAAUUUAUGUUUUCGUUUAAAACUUUUGAGCAAUUCAAAUUACUGCACACAUUAUUUUAAUUUCAGUAAGUGCAUUUUUUUUCAGUAGCUAAAUGAAGAGGUAGGCAUAUCUGGUCCAACUAAAAUUUGGAUUGGAAUCUGUGCCUCGCUCGCAGCAAUACAUGUCUGUGUGCUUCGCAGGCAGCCUGCUUGCUCAAGCGCAUUGCUCAAGCGUCAACACAGCUGGAAAACAAUUACUGUUUCUCGAAAUGUAUACAAAAAACUGUUUUACUUUUGUAAGUAGAGCGGCGGUUUGUUGGGGAGAAUAAUGUCAAGGAAAGUUUUUCUAGCAAGCUAACGUUAGCUCUCUAGCUAAUCCCCCAUGGACGUGGUAAGUUUGACAUUUUUUUUAACCUGUUGUAGCUAGCUAGCUAACGUUUUGACAUUUUGACAUCUGUUUAAUGACAGUAAAUGUGUGUGUGUUCUGUCUGUGUGAGAGAUGGACAGAGAGCGAUGAUGAUUUAGAAAACAUUGUCAACGUUGUCAUGCUAGCUGUGUGUGAGAGCGUGAGAGAUGGUUGAUGAAUACAAAUAUAGGAAACAUUGACUGUGUGUGAGACAUUUUUAGGUUACCUAAUUCUUGAAAUAUGGAUGUGAAGUUUUUGUUGAUUCAUCAGGGAUCCUUGUAUUUGACAAUAUGAUGCGUUUUGCCUAUCCCCCCCCAACCCCCCCCCCCCCCCCCAACCCUCAUUCUAAUGUUACACCUCUCAACUGCCUUUUUCAACUCUAGAUGUAAAAAAAAAUACAAAAAAAUCAGUAAUCUUCUAGUUUGGGUGGAGGAGGGGAACAAAGGGAAGGAGUACAGCAGUUAUCCAGCCUGCUGACUAAGAAAUGUAAAUAGACAGCAAAACACAGGCUCUCUCUCUCACGUCUGUCUGCCUGACUGCCAGAUUGCUGAGGGGAAACAUGGUCAAUGUACUUGCUAGGCGAAGUCUAACUUAGUGAAGACCUUAGGUCUUCUGUAGUAGCUAGGUUAAUGAACUUAAUGGUUACUCAUGAUUUGUCACAAUCUUUAUGGUUCCUGAAACAUGUCAAGGACCUAAUGCAUGACCUCUACAGCAGUCCUUGGCCACCCACUUAGUUACCAGUGACCUAUUCUGCCACGUCCCAGGAAAAGAAGAGAACAGAACCACCCCUUAAAUCCAUAGUCAUUGACAGUAAGUUCUGUGUGCAAAAUGUUUUAUUUUUCCCCUCUUUGAUAUUCUGAUCUUCAAUGUGUAUUGAUUCCUACUCACCACAUUGGUAAGAGCUUGGUUGUACUAGCUAUGCUGAUGAUCAUUCAAGUUUUCUCUUUGCAUCAGGUCUCGCCUGAUCUAAGUGUAAGUAGAUCCACUUGAAAUAGCAUUGCUUCCUAAUCAUUUAAUCUUAAGUAAGGCAAGCAAAUUUGAUUUAUUUCAUUUAAAAUCCCAUUUUGAUUCUCCCUUUUUUUCCAGUUGCGAAAACCUUGUGUCCUGAUUCCACACAGACCUCCCUUGACUGCCAAGCUGUCCUCAAUUGGGAGAUCUUCUGUCUGGGACAAUGUCCUCAGGAUUAUGAAGCAGUGUGUUUUAUACAAAGUUGUUUGCAUGUUACAACAUGUAUUCGAUUAAGCAAAACUUCACCAUUUAGAGAUGAGUUCAAAAAAACAACUACUGUCUACUUUUGGUAUCGUCUUUCUUAGUGUUUCGGAUUGAUGACCAAUUAAUUAAUGUCCCACUUCAAUAUGAAGGGACAGAGAAGCAAACAUGCCUUUGCUGUCACUUGUUUGUUCUCCAUUGUACUUGGUAAGUAAUUGUGAGCAUUUGAGACAUUUGACAAUGAUACAUUUUUAGUAGAUUCUGACUGUUAAAUAUAUUUUACUGUGUUCCUGUUCUGUUGUGUCCUGCAUGUCCACGUUAUACCAAUCUUGAUUUAUUUUCUUCUCUUUUUAUGCUUACAGCAAGUGUCAUGAAAAGCCUGAAAACUCAGGAAGUUGAUGUGUUACGGGCCCUAGGGACAGUCCUAAAAUGUGUCCCGUACUGCCGUGGUGGAGAACGACGCAAAAUCUGACCCUUCACACUAGUCUUCAAGAGGACCACUACGCUCCAGAUCGCCUUCUCUGCUCUAAGGUAUGGUGCAGAAACUGGACCAGAAGCUCCCUGUGGCCAACGAGUACCUACUACUGUCAGGUGGCGUGCGAGAGGGUGUGGUCGACAUGGACCUAGACGAGCUGAGUGUCUACGCCCGCGGCACCGACUAUGACAUGGACUUUACCCUCCUCGUGCCCGCGCUCAAGCUGCACGACCGCAACCAGCCGGUGACUUUGGACAUGCGCCACUCAGCCCUGUGCCACUCGUGGCUGAGCCUGCGCCUCUUCGACGAGGGCACCAUCAACAAGUGGAAGGACUGCUGCACCAUGGUAGACCACAUCAACGGCGCCACCAACUACUUCUUCUCACCCACGCUGGUGGCUGACUGGUUCUACGAGUCCAUCAGCGUGGUCCUGGUGGAGAUCCAGAAGAAGCCCCAGCGCGGCAUGCCCCGCGUGGAGAAGGUGGAGCGGAACGGCACCAUCAUCUCCGUCAUCCUGGGCGUGGGCAGCAGCCGCAUGCUCUAUGACAUCUUGCCUGUGGUCUCCUUCAAGGGAUGGCCGGCGGUGGCCCAGAGCUGGCUGAUGGAGAACCACUUCUGGGACGGCAAGAUCACAGAGGAGGAGGUGAUCAGCGGCUUCUACCUGGUGCCUGCCUGCUCCCACAAGGGCCGUAAGGAGAAUGAGUGGCGCCUGUCGUUCGCCCGCAGCGAAGUGCAGCUCAAGAAGUGCAUCUCGGCCAACCUGAUGCAGGCCUACCAGGCAUGCAAGGCCAUCAUUAUCAAGCUGCUGUCAAGGCCCAAGGCCAUCAGCCCCUACCACCUGCGCAGCAUGAUGCUGUGGGCCUGCGAUCGGCUCCCCGCCACCUACCUGUCCCAGGAAGACUUCUCAGCCCACUUCCUGCUAGGCCUCAUCGACGACCUGCAGAACUGCCUGGUCAACAAGAUGUGCCCCAACUACUUCAUCCCACAGUGCAACAUGCUGGAGCACCUGUCGGAUGAGAAGGCCAUGCUCCACGCCCGCAAACUCAGCUCCGUGCGCUCCGACCCGGCCGAGCACCUGCGCACCACCAUCGAGCAAGCCAAGGCGGCCAACCGGCUGACCCUGGACCUGCAUUGGCGCAGCAGCGCCUCAAACCUGCCGUCGCCACAGUCAGACGCGGGCGGCGAGCACCAGCCGGAUGACCGAUUGGCUAAGAAGCUGCAGCAGUUGGUGACGGAGAACCCCGGCAAGUCCAUCUCGGUGUUCAUCAACCCCGACGAUGUGACGCGGCCGCACUUCCGCAUCGACGACAAGUUCUUCUGAGACCUCAAAAUAGAAAAAUACUACUCCCCCCCACGGCACCCAUUCUUCUCCCCUUUGACUAGAUUGGUCGAGUCAUCAAAUUAGUCGGUUUCCCAAGUAACGGUCGCCACAGAGCGUUGUGAGGUGCUUUUGUCCAAAAGUGUCUUCCCAUUUUGUUUCCCUGUCCCUGACACCUGUCCCCACAGCCCACCAACCCUACAGUCUCCCUGUCACCUUUAGAAGGCCUUUACAGGACUACAUGAAACAGGUGGAAGAAGAGGUACUGCGUCUUGCCUCGGAUGGUUAAGGAAUGUCUUAGUCCCUGUAGGGGAACUGAUGGUACUAACGCCAUAACUGUACAUAGAGAGAGUUGAGUGGAUAUGUGUGUGUGGACUUUGAUCUUAUUUUGCACAGAAUGUAGAGGCACACAGUUAUCAUGUUGGAAGUGCUAUGAAGUGAAGACUGAAAUGUUGCUUAUCUUUUAGGAAGGCAAUUUCAAUGGUCUUUUUUUUCCUCCACUGGGCUAAAUGCUCUGAUUUAUACCUACUGGUUUAGAGCUGUUAUUCCAAUAAGCUGUAUCACAAUGACAAGUUCUUUCUAACUUUA
Messenger RNA from Salvelinus namaycush (lake trout), 5005 nucleotides. RefSeq names its product protein MB21D2. The record is from RefSeq and is a predicted model, not a curated record. The transcript has 4 exons. Lineage: Eukaryota; Metazoa; Chordata; Actinopteri; Salmoniformes; Salmonidae. Bases 3158 to 4420 code for a protein of 420 amino acids.